This is a messenger RNA of Sapajus apella (tufted capuchin), 743 nucleotides long. RefSeq lists its product as uncharacterized. NCBI's taxonomy places the organism in Eukaryota, Metazoa, Chordata, Mammalia, Primates, Cebidae. The record is from RefSeq and is a predicted model, not a curated record.
AUGCCCAGCAACAAGUCCGCGGCGUGCGUCACGUGCUCGGUGCGGACCAAUCCGAGGGCCCGUCGGGAAGCAGGCACACAGAGAGGGAGGCCCACAGCUGCGUGGGAAGAGGGGUGGUCUGAAGGACGUGGGAUCCCGGGAAGGAGGCUGGUUUGCAGGUCGGCGCAUAGAUAUUUUCGCAGAAAGGGACAGAGAUGGCCAAGUUGGACGGUCUGGAAAGCAGAGACCAGCGGGGCUGACUGCUUGGGAGCACCAAGUCUCGGGACAGUGCCACUCGGGUCUGAGAAGAGAACAGCUACCUGUUUCAGCACCGGGGCUCAGGACAGCUCCCAGCGGGCUCCGUUUCGGGGCCAGAACCCUGGACAGCUCCUCCAGCUUGGAAUGCACUUCCCCCACCUCCACCCAGAGACCCCUGCAACGGAGCCUGCCUUCUUCUGCAAGCUCCAUUUCAUCAAGGGAAACCAUCCUGAUUGCCUCACCAUUUCCCAUGUGAAGUCUGUACUGACAUUCUCAGAGACCUGGGAUAUUGUGUCUCCAGCACAUAGUCCAAUUAUUUUCAAGUUAUCUAGUGACGGGUCUAUUUGUCUCCCUGUUACCCUGUGAGCUCCAUGAGAGCAGAAACAAUGUUUGUAUUUUCACGGCUACAUCCCCAGUGCCUGGUCCAGUGCCCAGCACACCGCGGGCAUACCACAAGCAUGUGUUGAAUCAAUAAAGCCACCAAAGAAUAAACCAAUACAUCAAUC